Drosophila subpulchrella is the source of this 1528-nucleotide messenger RNA. RefSeq names its product nicotinamide riboside kinase 1. The coding region runs from base 30 to 1007 and encodes 325 amino acids. Gene Ontology annotation, cellular component: cytoplasm. The record is from RefSeq and is a predicted model, not a curated record. Lineage: Eukaryota; Metazoa; Arthropoda; Insecta; Diptera; Drosophilidae. The transcript has a single exon.
GGGAAGAGCGAUAGUCAGUCGAGGACAACAUGCCGCAGUGGCUGGUCAUUGGAAUCUCGGGCGUCACCUGUGGUGGCAAGACGACGUUGGCCCACAGCCUGCACGACUACUUCAGACCCUUGUGUGGAGCUCCGCUGUGGAACUCCCCGUACACCAUUGGCGAGGUGCGUCUGAUCUCGCAGGAUGACUACUUCUUGCCCGUGGAGGACAAGCGCCAUCAGCGAAAUGAGGCGCUCAAUGCCAUCAACUUUGAGCUCAUCACCUCGCUGGACAUGUCCAAGAUGCUGAACGACAUAGCGCACAUAAUGAAGGGGCGCCACGUGGUUCCCGAGCCACCGGAGCAGCUGGUGACCUAUGCCAACUUUGAGCACUACGCCCUGCAGUUCCAGCAGCAGUACCAUUACAAUGCCAACUACUACAAGCAGGCCAAUGGCGGGGCCUAUCAGUAUCCGCCACAGCAGCCGCCGAGGCAUCACCACCAUCACCAUUCCCAGCAGCAUCACCAUCAGCAGCAGCAAAUCCAACAGCAGCAGCAGCACAUCAUGCGGAUCAAUGCACAGAUUGCUGCCCAACUGAGGGACAAAAAGAUCAACUUCCUCCUGAUCGAGGGAUUCAUGAUUUUCAACCAGCCGGAGCUGCUGGCGCUGUGCAACCUCAAGUACCACUUUCAUCUGCCCUACGAGAAGUGCUUCGAGCGGCGCAGCAAACGCACCUACGAUCCCCCCGAUGUCACGGGAUACUUCGAGCUUUGUGUGUGGCCGCACUACGAGAAGAACUUCAGCGAGUAUCGCGACUGCAAGGACAUCACAUUCCUCAACGGUGAGAUAGCCAAGGAGAAGAUAUUCAAGUUUGUCCUCCAGCGCAUCGUCCACUACUUCGAGGAGCGCUGCGAGGUCCCAGCUCCUGCCCCAGUCGCCUGUCCGCCGCAGCAAAAGCGAUUUGGGAUGCUGUACGUUGGUCCGAGCAAUAACAACGUGAUGCCCACGGCCUGUCCCAUGGAACAAUAGAUUGUCCCAGGAAUCAGUGUACAAUAAAGGAAUAUUGUAUAGAUUAAUAGUAGGAUGUUAAACGGUUCAAAAUUAUUUGAAUUACUUCCCCGAAUCGUGGCUAAAAUCCCCUUUGAACAUAUUAAGGCAUAUUCGUAAGCAAAUCUAAGGGUGGUUCGAUUUUUGAUUGACAAGUCAUCGAAAUUUAAUCCUUGUAACUAUUUUAGAUCGUGAACAUUAGAACAAGCAUCCAUUUUUAACCACCGCAAAGUCCAAAGAAAUUGCAGUAUUGUUUAGAAAAUAUAUAUUCACUCGGACUAUCAUUUAGAAGGCCCAGUUUCUAGCUUCUUUCCAACAAAUCGACCCGCCCUAGAAUACAACUUUCAUUAGUUAGUCUUUAUUUCGUAUUAAGAUAGUUUUUAUGGGUGACAUGGUCUCUCUUGUGGAGAACGCUCUUGUAACCAGAUUGUGAAAUGAAGAAACUCGGUUCAGGAAUUCAUAUUUAGCUGUGCUAACUAUUAUACUUGUAUUGUUUACUAUUA